AUGCAGUUUGGACUCCCUGAACUUUCAAGGAACUAUUUCCAUGUAUUAGUGAAAAUAGUUGUUCUAGCGCAGGCUUCUAGUGGUACGUAAAGCGUUUUAGACUAACUCCUGAUUAAAUAUUUUUCUUUGAGCAGAAUACUUUUAACAAAUCUUUUUUCAUUCCUCUCUUUAUUUCUAGGGACAAAAGUCGUCGAUAUGCAAGGUAAAACUCUCAGCCGAGGUACAAGUAAAGGAAUAACCUAUGCCAGAUUUAAGGCUCACAAGUUUUCCUACCUCAACAUCACUAUUACUGGUUCGGAUUAUGUUGGAGAGGACAGCGAAUGUGGAUUUGCUUGUGUCAAAAUUUCGUCGUGUUUUUCGUUUAACCUGGCUGCAUUUCAUGAUAUGAAUGGCAAAGUUCUGUGUGAAUUACUUCCAUCGGAUCUGUACAACAACUCGGAUAAGCUUGUCCCUAGUCACAGUCACCAUCACUACAGUAUCGCGGUAAGUUGGAAAUAAAAAAUGUUCACUCUGUUUUGUGAAAAGAAAAGGAGAGGAAUCGCAGAUAAUUUCUUGUGGAGGUUUUUUUCAUUUUUUUACCUUUUUAAUAAUACACCUAAAGGCUACGUGGUCCACUCUUACAACUGUAACAUUUAGGCCAUGUGUUUUCCUUUUGAAGUUUCUCCUUAUUGGAAGGAGGACAGUGUGGUUAAUUGCAAAAUAGAGAAAGCGUUUACUUGAGCGGAAGACUUAUAGAGAAUUUUGGGUCUAAGUGGGGAAGGUUUACUGACCCAAUUUUUGAACACGGUCCACGAUGAUAUAUAAAAUGAUUGGUACCAGAUCUUUCUCGUUUCCUUCGUAUAUGUUUUCUUUAGUCUUCAUGUUUCAAAUGGCCUUGUCAGAACAAUGGGAAAUGUAUGGCACAGAACGAGAAGAACAGUUACGAGUGCGUUUGCGCGAAAGGAUACACAGGGGAACAUUGUGAAACGGGUGAGACACAAUUUAGUGUGUAUUUACAAGACUGCUUCAAACUUACGUUGUAAUUCUCUUCCACUGCGAGAGAAUGACUCAAAGCUUAUCUGUUUACCGCUUUCUUGUCGUCAUCGUACAUUUCCAAAUUCCCCCGCAAAUUAACUGCCAUGCAAGUUAAUUUCAUUUUUCCUUCAGAUAUUGACGAGUGCAGUGCUUCCAUCAGGCCCUGUGACAUCAAUGCAAACUGCCAGAACACUUAUGGCUCCUACACAUGUUCCUGUAAAAGUGGAUUUUAUGGAAAUGGAAAAACGUGUAUGGGUAGACCCUAUUUGUUCUUAAUCUGUUAGUCACACUACUUAGAGUCAGUUUAUCAGUUAGUCUAUAACUAAUUCGUCUCCAGUUUUGAAAUUUUCAUCUUUUUUAAUUACGCUUGCGCUCGAUGAUCAAAAACAAAAUUUUCAUGUCGAUAGUUUUUGGCUUCCGAUGUAAAGCUUUCAAAGACUUAAUUAUUUGACACGGAGCGAGAGGAUAAAGUAACAGAAAAUGUACGAUUUAUAAAUUAAACAUAGGAUCAUUUUCAAACUUUCUGCCGAUUUUGGAUAUCAUAUGGUAAAAUCGAGAAAGUGUCCCCCCUUUUUUUUCCUCUAGGAAACUAGAAAAAGAUGCUCUUAAAAUUGCAAUCGGUUUCCUAAAUCCUUGUAGUUAUAUCGAACUACCUCUGGCUCAAAAGUUGGCCUUCAACAGUGAAAAUGUUGGCCAAUUUACAGCUAACAGUCAAUACCUUUCCCUUAUGGUCACCAUAAAGAUUUUACAGUUAACUUAUUACUAACACCACACCAAAAAAAAACAGAAGAAGGGUGAGAUUAUUGCACAGUUCAUUUCAGGCUAGAAAAAAGAAUACGAAGCUAUCCUCUACAAUAUUCCCAUCAUAUGCCAGAAAGACGUAGACAUAAAAUUAAAAUGUUCAUACGUUAUUAUUAAAAAAACAAUGAGAACUGUUCUUUCACUGCAGGCUGGACUCUUAUCGCUCGAUUCUCAAACAGCGAUGGCAAGAAUUGGAUGCGUGACGAUGGUAGAUGGUGGUUUGACCAACAAAUUGCCAUUGGAGCGAUAACUAACCCUUCUGCGAUGGACGAUAUGAUUUCAACAGCCUUUUGGUCGGUCAGGGGCAGAGAAAUAAAGAUCACGCGCAGUGACGACCCCAGCCACACCCCUCUGUUACAAACCACAGGUAACUGUUUGGCUGGAAAAACAUUCCGAUCUAAAAUCACAAGUUAUGGCGACUUUAGAAAUGGCAAGGUCUGGGCCACUGAUCAGUGUCGAGGAAGUUGUAAGGUUCAAUAUGGCGGACAGUACAAGUCAACAGACGGGUUUCAACAGGCUAAUUGCAGUGGAGACAUCCAAAGCGCCAACAAGAUCGGCUUCUGGUGUGACUGGACUGGUGAUGGAGCAGUGAUGAUGAUUGGUGGAGGAGGAACUAGCUGUGCACGUGCUGAUCAUGGAAUUGGGAUCACAGAAACUGGCCGUGUUUCUUUCGUUGAAAUAGAUGACAUUCAAACUGAAUAUGACUUUGGUUACAAUGCUAUAUCAAGCACCACUCCAUCCCAGUCCUAUUCGUUGAACAUAUGGAUCCGUUAG
Molecule: messenger RNA, 2589 nt
Organism: Pocillopora meandrina
Lineage: Eukaryota; Metazoa; Cnidaria; Anthozoa; Scleractinia; Pocilloporidae
Source: the annotation of a GenBank genome assembly